Acanthopagrus latus (yellowfin seabream) is the source of this 3512-nucleotide messenger RNA. RefSeq names its product peroxisomal succinyl-coenzyme A thioesterase-like. Gene Ontology annotation, biological process: acyl-CoA metabolic process; fatty acid metabolic process. Gene Ontology annotation, molecular function: fatty acyl-CoA hydrolase activity. The transcript is spliced from 11 exons. The record is from RefSeq and is a predicted model, not a curated record. The coding region runs from base 312 to 1730 and encodes 472 amino acids. Lineage: Eukaryota; Metazoa; Chordata; Actinopteri; Spariformes; Sparidae.
CGUCGUCUCUUAAAGCGUCAGGAGAGAUACGAGUAGACAACAGACGAAGCAGUAGCGUGUUUCUUUCUUACUAGACACAUAUUUUAUUUGAAAACGUCUAGCCUGCAUUCACAACAGAGCAGCUUAGUGUGGAGACUCAAAUGUAAAUGCAAAAAUAAAAAAAUAUUAGCUCAGUUGAGGAGACAGGCGCAGUUUUGAUUAUCGGUGACUCGAUGGCGCCAUCUUGUGUCCAGUCCCGUUGAUGUUGCAGUGGGAGGAGACUGACGCUCUGUCCGGAGAGGCUGAACUUCAGACGGUGAAGUAAAGAUCAGAUGUUGGCCGGCGUGCCCUGUCAAAUUUGGAUUCACUCAAGUCGAUAUACAACUUGCGAUCUCUGGGCAGACUACAAACCUAAUGACAACACUACUGAGUUCAUGAUGGACAGGAAGCAGUGUAUUGUGAAGUUGUUGGUCCAGCCGUCCAGAGGACUUGUGGAUGAGAAGUUUAUCAUCCUGGUCCAGAAGGCCCCGCCUGGUUACCAGCUGACCAUCCACGCUCUCCACAAGUGUGAAGAUGGACACAGCUGGGAGGCUUUUGGUCACUACACUGCCGACACCACAGGGACUGUUAAUGUUUCAGAGGAUCCCAGUCUGGGUGGGACAUAUUCUGGGGUUGAACAGAUGGGUCUACUGUGGAGUCUCAGACCUGUUCCAGGCAGCAAACCUGGACUCAGGUUAAGGAAGAUGAAUGUCCAGAUUCCCAUGGAGGUCACAAUAUCAGUGUACCAGGGUCACCAGACUGAGGGCUUCAUGGAUCAGGUGCCACUGGCCAGUGUGGUGGUGGAGCGCUGGUACAUGGCGCCCGGCGUCCGCAGGAUCCCGAUCACAGAGGACGGCCUCACUGCGACCCUCUUCCUGCCUCCAGGACCAGGACCUUCCCCCGGCCUCUUAGAUCUGUGGGGUGGUGGAGGGCAGUUGGUGGAGUACCGUGCGUCUCUGCUGGCCUCUCACGGCAUCGCCUCCCUGGCCCUCGACUACCUGACACCUAAAAUCACCAAGCAGACUGGGAAGAUGGUUGACCUCCAAUACUUUGAGAAGGCCUAUAAAGUCCUGGAGCAGCAUCCUCAGGUCAAUGGCAGCAGGAUCGGCAUGUUGGGUCUGUCCUUCGGUACUAGCAUAACCUUCAACAUGGCUGUAUACUCCAAAGUUAUGAAACUCAGGUGUGCGGUGUGCAUUAGUGGGAGUCAUGUGCAGCCAGUCAAUGGAUCUAUGGAGGAAAUGCUCAUGAACCUAUACAGAAACCCUGACAGGUUUCAUUUCAAUAAGGACAACGAGGUCAUCAGUCGAGCUAUGCUGCUGCCAAUCCCCACUGAACCCUCACUCAAAGUGGAUAUGGGACGACUCAAGUGUCCUCUGUUGCUGGUACUAGGUGAGGACGAUCAGAGCUGGCCCGUCACUGAGUCUGCAAUGGAUAUAAAGGAAAUGAUGGAGCAGGCGGGGAAUAGCCACCUGCUGACCGUCCUGUCAUAUCCAAACGCCGGUCACCUGAUUGAACCUCCAUACACGCCGCACGCCAGAGCAACUUUAUUCAGAAAUUUGGCAACCCAAGAGAAGGUGAUGGUUCUGUGGGGCGGAGAGACAGUGGCACAUUCUCACGCUCAGGAAGACGCCUGGAGGAAAUUGCUGGUCUUUCUAAAGGAGAAUCUGUACAGUGGCACAAACUCUGGUGCAACUUUACUGUCCCACCUAUAACCAAGGCAACAACUAAUGAAGAGAGUAUCAGAGGUUUAGGAUGUAAAAGUCAAUUGGUAAAAAUCAAUCCGCAUCAUCCGCAUUGAAGGGUUUCUAGUUUCAAAUCACAUGAAAUAUGACAUGACAUGAAGGCCUUGAUAACUGUAUGUUUUUUAUCUUUAAUACAGUUGCUCUCUGUUUGUAUUUCAUCUUUUAACUCUGAACUCACAUAAUCACAUUACUCACUCACACAGUAGGCUGUUGAAUCACAUUCCAUUCAAAACUGAGUUAGGCAGAGUGUCAUUUUCUUACAGUGCCUUAAACCACAUGAGAACUUCCUGGUUUUACAUGAGUGACACUGUCAGGUGGAGUACUACAACUGAAAUUAGUCUGUGGAAACAUGUAGUUUCCUUUUAAAAACAUCAAUCUGAAUUUAAAGGGAAAUGUUGAAAAUAUUUCAAAUUUCAGAGGGCUUUAAUUGAGAAAUUCCACAUCAGAACUUCCUGUUUUACACAGUGACUCUCUGAGGUGCAGUACAAUCAGUCUGAAGUGAAAUUAGUCUGUGGAAACAGGUAGUGUUCUUUUAAAGUAAAUAUGAAAUUAAAGGGGAAUACUAGCAAAAAUCUCAAAUUUCAGAGGGCUUUAAUUUUGAAAAUCCACAUCAGAUCCUCCUGGAAUUAUCUGAGUUCAACCCUGUAGUUGAGUACCUUUAGUCUGAAGUGAAAAUAGUCCAGGAAAUAGGCAGUUUCCCUCCAAUAUCAAUCUGAAUUUGAGGAAAAUAUUGAAAAAAAUGUGCCAAUUUGGAGGGCGUUAAUUUUGAAAUUGCACAUUAGAACAUAAUGGAAUUAUCUGAGUGACUUGCUGAGGUGGAGUACUAUCAGUCUGAACUGAAAUUAGUCUGUGGAAACAAGGAGUUUCCUCUCAGCAUGAAUCUGAACUUUAGGGAAAUAUUGAAAAUAUUUGACUAUUAAGUGGGCUUUUAUUUUGAAAUUCCUCAUCAGAAACUCCUGCUGUUAAGUAUUCACACAGAUGAGAUGUCAUGGCUCCAUCUGCUAAGGCUUCAGUGUGAUCAGAAUUAGGAUGGCAAAUGAAUUAAGUAAAUAAUCAAUGAAUUCAUUCCUUAAAUCCUCAAUUAAUUUACUAAUCAUUUAAUUAAAUCAUCAAUCAGUUAACAGACUGAUUGAAUUUGUGUGAAAUUGCAGAUUGCCUACAUAAAUCUCUGAUUUUAUUUUGAAUUAUGUUCUGGCACUGCAUUACCAUAAUAUCAACUAUAUCCAAAUCUAACAUGGAAAUUUGGAAAUUUGAACAUGGAAAUUUGAAAGGAGAAUACAGAGUAAAGUUGUCAUUUUUUUCCUUUGUGUUACACAACAGGAGGUAUUGUGUAAGUCAGUGUUAAAAAAUAACCAUGUUUGAACUAAAAUUGUUAACAUUGUCAGGGCAAGACCAUUAAAUCACAGACAGUUUGUUGCACUUUUGGGGAAAUAGAGACUGAACACAGUAAUAUAGGCCAUUACACAGUUGUCGGGUGGCUCAGCCUAGAGAAAGUGGUUAGAGGAGUAUGAGAUCAGAAGAGAUUCAAGAGUUCUGUGUGAGCAAAGGGAAUGAAAUCCCACAGCUAUUUGCAAAAGAUUUACAAAGACCCUCUGUGUUUCGAGAUAUCAGCCAUGCAUUUUGGGUAACCAAUAUAAGCCUUUUGACUACAGAUGCAAAAUUGUAUAAAUGUAAUGAUUGUCUACUGCUUAGAGGUGCACUAUGUAGUUUUGCCAAAAAAAUAAAUACAUCAGGAGAUAUCUGACAUCUUUA